Messenger RNA from Carcharodon carcharias (great white shark), 2649 nucleotides. Its product is annotated as inosine-uridine preferring nucleoside hydrolase-like. The transcript is spliced from 6 exons. The record is from RefSeq and is a predicted model, not a curated record. Lineage: Eukaryota; Metazoa; Chordata; Chondrichthyes; Lamniformes; Lamnidae. Bases 168 to 1127 code for a protein of 319 amino acids. Gene Ontology annotation, molecular function: hydrolase activity, hydrolyzing N-glycosyl compounds.
AUAAAUAUCCAGCAGACAUACAGAGGGAGAAGCUGAAGUUCCUCAGCUCCGAACUCUUUUCUGGAGAGAAGUUAAAAACGCAGAACUGCUGAAUAUAUUCAGUACAUUGUUGAAUAAAAAGAGACGAAAGAAUCGGAUUGGACAAGAACAACAAAUCCGAUUCUAACAUGGCAAAGAAGCUGUUGCUUUUAGAUGUUGACUGUGGGGUGGAUGAUGCUCAAGCGAUGAUGAUGGCUCUUGCAGCUCCUAAUGUGCAGAUCCUGGGUAUAACAUGUACUCACGGAAACACAGCAAUUGAAAAUGUGUGUAAAAAUGUACUUCGGGUGCUACAACUUUGCAAAAGGAUGGAGAUUCCAGUCUACCGGGGUGCAGGUAACUCUCUCCUUGGAGAACGUCUGCAUGACCCUGCUUACCAUGGAAAGGAUGGGCUGGGUGAUGUUCCAGACCCUAAUGCUCCAGGGCUGGUACACAUUCAAGCUGAGCAUGCGGUGAAUGCCAUGAUAAGAAUAGUCAAUCAGCAUGUUGGUCAGGUCUCUCUUGUUGCUAUUGGACCCCUGACCAAUGUGGCAUUAGCUGCUAAAAUGGAUCCCACUUUUCCUUCAAAGCUGAAAUGUUUGUAUAUCAUGGGAGGAAACAUGGAAGCCAGAGGGAAUGUGAGAGUCUGCAGUGAGUUUAACUUUGUCACUGAUCCAGAAGCAGCUUCCAUUGUUCUCAGCCACUUUACAUGCCCAACUUACAUUGCCACCUUGGAGUACAGUCUCCGCCAUCGAUUACCAUGGGACUUUUUUCAGAAGUGGAUAAAUCAAAAUACUGAGAAAGCUCAAUUCAUGAAGAAGAUAACUGCACAUACUACUGAGUUUACCAAAGGUGAUCAAGGCAGUAAAGAGUUGCAUUUUGGACAAGGGUUUGUGUCCUGUGAUUCAUAUGCAAUGGCUGCUGCGAUUGAUGAGUCUGUUGUCACUGAAGAUGCACGAUAUGGGGUAAGCGUGGAAUUGCAUGGAUCAUUGACCAGAGGGAUGAUGGUUCUGGAUACCCUUGACCUACUGAAACUUAAGAGUAAAGCUGUUGUCUUCUUGAAAUGCGAUAUGGAAAAAUUUAAGCAGCUGUUGAUGAAUGCUCUGAAAUAGGAUGCUGCAGGCUUCAAAUUAAAGGAAAGGGGGGAAAAGUGCCAGGUACAUUUUAUAUAGUGCUAACGAGGAUGUAAAGCCUAACUCUCGGUAAACUUAAUUCAAAUUUAAACAAUAUGCUCAUACAUUCCUAAUAUUAUCUGGCAUGAGUGAAUUUAGCUUCUAAAUGACAAAUGUAACCUGUAAUAGUUAAAAUGUUUGCUCACACUUCCUGACUAAUGCUUAGAAAAUGGUCAAAUAAUAAAUCUGAAUGAAUAUUGUGGAGAGUAGUUUCAUUUCAUUUGGAACUGGGGAGUAUUAAGCAGAACUUUCUUUGGGGGAUUAAAUGGAUGGUGUAGGAAAAAUGGACUGGAAUUUAUAUUUUUGUCACACAUGUUAUAUCAGCUGAGUUUGCCCAGCUUCAACUGCUCUGCUGUGGUUUCAUUCAUGCCUUUGGUACCUCUGGACCUGACUAUUCCAAUGUUCUUCUGUUAGCAUUCUAUCUUUUAUCUUCCAUAAACCUGAGGCCAACCAAACUUUCAUUGCCUGUAUCUUAUCUCCCACGAAGUGCAGUUUAUCGAUCACAAGCCUCCAUCCCCCACCGCCCCAUGCUUGCUGAUCUUUAUUGGCUUCCGGUCCAGCAACACUCCAAUUUUAAAAUUCCCUUCCCUGUUUUCAAAUCCCUCUCGACCUCUGUAACCUUUCAAGGUUUCUGCACUCCUCCAAUUCUAGCCUCUUGCACACCGAUUUUCAUCGCUCUGCUAUUAAUGGUCAUGCCUUCAGCUGCUUGUUUCCCAAGAUCUGGAAUUCUUCCCCUACACCUCUCCACCUCUCUCGUUCCUCCUUUAAAUCCUAUCUAUUUGAUCAAGCUUUUGAUCAGCUAUCCUAAUAUCUUAUGUGGCUCAGGGUCAAAUAUUGUUUGACAGGGUUUCAUUAAAUGCCUUGGGAUGAGUUCCUACAUUAAUGAUGCUGUAUAAAUGGAAGCUGUUUUUAUUGAUUAUUAAGAUGUUAACUAACUCUGAUUAUGCUUUUAGUUCAGAGAUUUGCAUUUUAAGAAUACCAUUAAGAAUACCAUUUACUUUCUUGAACUUGAAAGUUAUCGGAAUGCAAUGUUAGAUAAAUAUAAAUAUAAACCUAUAAAAUUCUAACAGGACUAGACAGGGUAGAUGCAGGAAGGAUGUUCCCAAUGGUGGGGGAGUCCAGAACCAGAGGCAACAGUCUGAGGAUAUGGGGAAGACCAUUUAGGAACGAGAUGAGGAGAAAUUUCUUCAUCCAGAGAGUGGUGAGCCUGUGGAAUUUGCUACCACAGAAAGUAAUUGAGGCCAAAACAUUGUAUGUUUUCAAGAUAUAGCUCUUGGGUUGAAAGAGAUCAAGGAUAUGGGGAGAAAAUGGGAGCAGGCUAUUGAGUUGGAUGAUCAGCCAUGAUCAUGAUGAAUGGUGGAGCAGGCUCGAAGGGCCGAGUGGCCUACUCCUGCUCCUAGUUUCUAUGUUUCACUCAUGUAUGUUGUAAAUCAAUGGAAAAUAAAUGUAGCAUGCAACUAAA